Cylas formicarius (sweet potato weevil) is the source of this 1419-nucleotide messenger RNA. RefSeq names its product general transcription factor IIH subunit 2 (gene Ssl1). The record is from RefSeq and is a predicted model, not a curated record. Gene Ontology annotation, biological process: DNA-templated transcription; nucleotide-excision repair; regulation of transcription by RNA polymerase II. Gene Ontology annotation, cellular component: transcription factor TFIIH holo complex; transcription factor TFIIH core complex. NCBI's taxonomy places the organism in Eukaryota, Metazoa, Arthropoda, Insecta, Coleoptera, Brentidae. Bases 79 to 1275 code for a protein of 398 amino acids. The transcript has 6 exons. Gene Ontology annotation, molecular function: zinc ion binding.
AGAACUUUUUUGUUGUGUGAGGUUAUAAUAUCGGUUUGACCAAUUUAAUAAAAAUUUGGAAAAGAUAAUUUCCUCAACAUGAAUGAAGAGGAAGACCCCAAGGAAUAUCGUUGGGAGACUGGUUAUGAGAAGACUUGGGAGGCAAUCAAAGAGGAUGAUGAGGGCUUCUUGGAAGCAUCGGUUGCCGAUAUUAUUCUGAGAGCUAAGAGGAAACGGCAGGCUCAAAAACACGGAGGCACCAAGUUGGGUAUGAUGAGACAUCUAUUUUUGCUUUUAGAUUGUUCAGAAUCUAUGUCUAGUCAGGACCUUAAACCAACGCGCAUGUUGUGUACUUUGAAAAUUUUAGAAGGUUUUAUAGAAGAAUUUUUUGAUCAGAAUCCCAUAAGUCAGGUUGGCAUUAUACUAAUGCACAACAAAAGGGCUGAAAAAGUCAGCGAUUUGGCUGGUAAUUUUAGAAAACAUAUAAAAUAUUUACAAAGCAUGAGUAACACAUCAUUGAUUGGUGAGCCAUCUUUACAGAAUGGUUUAGAAUUAGCACUAUCAUCUUUAAAAUUAUUGCCUUCACAUGCAAGUAGAGAAAUAUUAGUAAUACUCGGCAGUUUAACCACUUGCGAUCCUGGUGAUAUUAGAGUUACAAUCGAGAGUUUAAAGCAAGAGGGUAUUCGAUGUUCAAUUAUUGGUCUGGCAGCUGAAGUUCAUAUUUGUCAACUUUUGGCGAGCCAAACCAAAGGAACUUACAAUGUGAUAUUAGAUGAUAGCCACUAUAAGGACAUUCUAUAUCAGCAAGUUGAUCCACCUCCUGCCGCCGCAAAUCUGGAGGCCAGUUUGAUUAAAAUGGGUUUUCCUCAUAGAAUGAAUGAUGAAGGCACUGAAGAACCACUUACUAUGUGCAUGUGUCACAUUGAUUGCAAUGAGGACUCAAGCAAAUUAACCACUGGAGGGUAUUAUUGUCCCCAAUGUCUCAGUAAAUACUGCGAAUUGCCAGUGGAAUGUCGAGCAUGUGGAUUGACAUUGGUCUCUGCUCCUCACUUGGCCAGAUCUUACCAUCAUUUGUUUCCAGCCGCUAAUUAUGAAGAAAUACCAUUUACAAAACAGGUUGAAAUAUGUUUUGCUUGUCAGAAGGAGUUUGACAGUAACGAGAAGCAAGUAUAUCGGUGCCCAAACUGUAGCAAGUUCUUUUGCAUAGAGUGUGACAUCUUUGUUCACGAAACUUUACACACCUGCCCCGGAUGUGCCACCGACUUGUCAACAUUUCAAAUUAGUCAUUCCAAUUAGGCCUUUGAUUUUAUUGAUACUAUAAAUAAAUUACAUUUUAUUUAGAAAUUAUAUAGCUACUAGAUCAAUUUAAUAUAGGGGGCAGAAGUGCCAGUAAAUAAAUUUCGUACGGUCUGUAACAUUUAUUAAAAAUAUACGCAGAUG